Molecule: messenger RNA, 3016 nt
Organism: Medioppia subpectinata
Lineage: Eukaryota; Metazoa; Arthropoda; Arachnida; Sarcoptiformes; Oppiidae
Source: the annotation of a GenBank genome assembly
AAACCGUAACACUAUUUGUGAAUCAUAUGUGAGAUUCAAAACAACGAGCGUUUCAUUAAAUCGUUGAGUGAAAGCAAAUUGCGAUUCAUUUCAAUGAUUGUAUGCUUUGAUUGACAUUUCAAGUGUCACUCAAUUGAUCCCAUUUUAGCCAUCCAUACAUUGCCAUCGAUUGGCGGCCAACGAGUCGUCAGUGAAUGCCGUUUAGAGUAUUACGAGUUGUCGACAAUUGAAAGACUUUGUUAUCCCUUCAAUGUAUGCCUCGCGAGGAAUCGGUCGACAGGCGUCGGGACAACAGGACAGCGACCGGAACCGCAGUCCGUAUAACAAUUCGCCCGAUUGUAACUUCAGAGCCGAUGACGCGGACAACACUCGCGAUCCACUGCCUCCGGAUGUGGCCGUCGAUCGCAAACCCUUUCCAAUUGCGCCAAACGCUAGUGAUAUAGAGCCCAACCCUUCGUACGGCUAUCGCGAUCCCGACCACAGACCCGAUCCGUACGCCAAUAGGGAUUACGACCGCAAACCUGUGAUCCCAAGCGAUCGAGACUAUGACCGACGCCGAGAGCCGCCGACCGGUCGAGACUACGAUCAACGCCGACACGAGCCGUCUGGCGGUCGUGAUUACGAUCGGCGAAGCGGUCCGCCGAGCGGUGGUCGCGAACAUAGGGCCGGACCUAAGAGUAAGACUGAUUACGACCGCAGAUAUGAGUCUCAGCGAAGAGAGUACGACUCGAGACGUCCCGAACCGCCCAGAGAUCGUGAUUUUGAGCGACGACCUGAUCCGCAAAGCGGUCGAGGCUUUGAUCAACGACCCGGACCUCCGCCGGAACGAUAUGUUGAGCCUCAAAGUGGGAUCGAUUCGGUCCGAAGACCGGAACCGCCUAACGAUACAAAAGGCUUUUACAAAGAGGCAAUCGAUGACACAUAUAGAUCUUCACCGGCGGACGCCUAUACACCGCCGCAAACACUUCCGCCGCCACCCGUUGCCGCACGUCCUCCACCGGCACCGACUCCAAGCUAUUCCAAACCUCAGUCAUCGAUGGCCUCCGAACCACAACCACAGAGACCUACUGCUGGCCAGAGUUAUAGUCGGCCGACACAAGGCAUGUCUGGUAUGGGUAUGGAUGACGACGAAGAACUGACUGAAGAGGAGCGACAACUGAUGAUUUUCCAAGAAAAACUAAAAGAACUUUUUCUUGGCGUCGAUUCCAUAGAUAAACUCAUCACUCUGAAAGAGUCGUACACACAAAAGGCGCAGUCAUUGCAACAAUUGUUUGAUAGAUCGGCGCUAAGAGAAGGCGAUAUAUUGAGGAAUAAGGCGCGCAAAAGAGAUGGCUUUAAGGAUCCGAUGCUUCUCGAGAUGAGGCGACUGCAGGAAGACGUGAAGAAGAGACUCGAAGAGUCGCAUAAAAUUAAUGUCGAAAUCGACAAAAGGAUUCGCGCCUACAAUAAGGCAAUGAAAGAAUCGAUGGCUCAGGAGGAGGGGAUCCAACUUCGAGACGGCAAUAGCGUCGAGCAGAGCGAUAAGCCCAGCAAUUAUGAGGCACAGCUCUUGAUCCAGAACUCAUUGAUCACCACAACUGUUGAGGAGGAAGAGAGCGAUGAGGACGAGUUCGAGUACGAGAACUCGAAGCACGAGUACUUUGAUUCGGGCAAUCAUUGGUGCCGUGAUUGCGACAAAAUGGUGCCCAAAAUUGGCGAGUAUUUCGAUCACUUGCAGUCGAAACCGCACUGGGAUUUGGCCAACAAUGAACUCAAGCCCUGGAGGAAGAAUAAGAAGCCGACAGUCGCUGACAUUAUUAACGCCGCUUCGAAAGAACCAAAUAGAGUGAUGAAUAGAGCGAUGAAUGAGAAGAUCAAAACGCCUUUGAGAGGGGCCCAAUUUCUCAUUCCAUUGAAAGGCUUUUAUUGUCCGCUCUGUAAAGAGUAUUUAGCCGACGACCCGAUGGCCGAAGACCACCUCAAGUCAGCCAAACAUAACCGCAUUUAUAAUCGCUUUAUUAUGCUUAACGGGGAUUACGAGCACAAGUGGAACAGCGAUAAGGGAAAGGCUCUCUCCAGACAUCAGAUCAACGAAAGAAAACGAGUGAAAGACGAGGAAAUAAAAGAGUUGGAAAAGAAGAAAAUCAAAGAAGAACUGAAACAGAAGGAGGAAAAGGAGGCGAAGAAACGCAGGCGAGAGGAGGAGAGGAAGCAGAAGGAGAAGGACGACAGGGAGAAGGAUCGAGAGGAGCGCAACAGGUCUAUGACCAACAAUUCUUCGGAUCGGUUUAGGCUCAAGAGUGUGACAUUAGAUCUGAAGGGCAGUAAGAGUUCGUCACAUAAGGACAGGGAUAGGGGUCGAGACCGCGAGAAGAAGAGGGGACGCAUCUAUUCCUCCUCUUCUGACUCGUCUCCAUCGCCGCCGCGAAAGAAGAGGACAUACUUUGGCGAUCCAUAUGAGGACCCGAAACUCAAACUCAAAUCAUUUGUACCUUUGGAUCGAUUGACUAAAAAACAAGGGAAAAGGUUUUACUGUAAAGAAUUGAUUGGAUUAAUAGAUGGCGUUUGGAAACCCAAACCCGAACCAGAAGUUAAAGUAGAACCAGAAAUGAAAGCCAAUUCUCCCCUCAAAAUGGACUUUGAUUUGCAAAAUGACGAGAAAGUGGAGAAUAAGGACCUGAAGAACGCCGUCGACGACAUUCUCAAGGGUUUGGGCGACGACGACAAGGAAGACGACGACACGAAACCCAAAGAAGUUCUGAAAGAUAAAGACUCUCCCGACUCACCGACAGAAGAGAAACAGUCGGAUGAAAAGCCAAUAGAAAUAGCGAUUGAAGUGAACGUCAAUAAUGAGGAACAAAACGGCGAUAAAAGCGGUGACAUUAGCGCCACAGCCGAUGGUUCAGAAAAUCAACUCCAGAUCGAUAUGGAUGUCAGUAUGAAAUCAAGUGUUGAUAAAGAGGAGACACCCAUUACUGAGGAAACAAUUAUACCAAACGAUUGUGAAGACAAUAACGAGACGAUCGAAAGUCCAUAA